Molecule: messenger RNA, 744 nt
Organism: Hirsutella rhossiliensis
Lineage: Eukaryota; Fungi; Ascomycota; Sordariomycetes; Hypocreales; Ophiocordycipitaceae
Product: pre-mRNA-splicing factor SF3a complex subunit 2 (Prp11) domain-containing protein
Exons: 1
Coding region: 1-744 (247 amino acids)
Biological process (GO): spliceosomal complex assembly
Cellular component (GO): nucleus; catalytic step 2 spliceosome; U2-type prespliceosome
Molecular function (GO): zinc ion binding; nucleic acid binding
Source: RefSeq, a predicted model, not a curated record
AUGGACUACCAGAACCGCGCAGGCUCCAAGUUUGGCGGCGGCGGCGUCGCCUCGCACUCGGCCACAAACGCCGACCGCCGCGAGCGCCUGCGCAAGCUCGCCCUCGAGACCAUCGACCUCGACAAGGACCCCUACUUCUUCAAGAACCACGUCGGCUCCUUCGAGUGCCGCCUGUGCCUCACCGUCCACCAAAACGACGGCUCCUACCUCGCCCACACCCAGGGCAAGAAGCACCAGACCAACCUCGCCCGCCGCGCCGCCCGCGAGCAAAAGGAGGGCCGCCACGGCCAGCACGGCCACCACGGCGCCUCGGGCCCCAUCGAUCCCGCCACCGGCCUGCCCGUCGCCUUUGGCGCCUCGGCCCCGCGCCGCAACCUCAUCAAGAUCGGCCGCCCGGGCUACAAAAUCACAAAGAUCCGCGACCCCGUCUCCCGCCAGCAGGGCCUGCUCUUCCAGCUGCAGUACCCGGACGCCGCCCCCGACGUCUCCCCCAACUGGCAGGUCACGAACGCCUUCACCCAGCACGUCGAGGAGCCCGACAAGAACUUCCAGUAUCUGCUCGUCGCCGCCGAGCCCUACGAGACGGUCGGCUUCAAGAUCCCCGCCCGCGAGCUCGACAAGCGCGGCGACCGCCAGUUUUGCUUCUGGGACCUGGACUCCAAGGAGUUUUGGAUCCAGGUCAUGUUCAUGACGGAGCGCGAGGAGCGCUUCAACGCUGCUCCGGGCUUGACCGGCAGGAACUGA